This is a messenger RNA of Lathyrus oleraceus (garden pea), 477 nucleotides long. RefSeq lists its product as uncharacterized. The coding region runs from base 1 to 477 and encodes 158 amino acids. Gene Ontology annotation, molecular function: nucleic acid binding. The transcript has a single exon. Lineage: Eukaryota; Viridiplantae; Streptophyta; Magnoliopsida; Fabales; Fabaceae. The record is from RefSeq and is a predicted model, not a curated record.
AUGAGGUUUGACUUUCUAGAUGGAGACAUCAUGUUUAUCAGAGACUACAAUAUUCUAGGACCUAAUGAAGGACCCGAACCAGGAUUACGAUGGACGCUCGUGUUCGACAGUGCUCGAGGUCAUGGAAUAGGUGUAAUUAUUACUUCUCCAACUAGCUUCCAUCUUCAACUUACUUUUAGAUUAUACUUUGUCUGCACCAAUAACAUGGAAGAAUAUGAGGCAUGUAUCUAUGGUAUUGAAUCAACAAUUUCUUUGAGAAUUAAGGUUCUUGAAGUAUAUAGACACUCUGCUAUUAUGGAUGAGACCACUUUUCAUCAUAUCCCAAGGGAAGAGAAUCAACUGGUAGAUACUCUAGCUACUCUAGCAUCCAUAUUUAAAGUCAAGUGGAGGAAUGAAGCACAUACUAUUCACAUUGACCACUUGGAUGAACCAACACAUUGUAUAGUAAUUGAGGAAGAUUCUGAUGAUAAGCCUUAG